Messenger RNA from Lactuca virosa, 2231 nucleotides. The record is from the annotation of a GenBank genome assembly. NCBI's taxonomy places the organism in Eukaryota, Viridiplantae, Streptophyta, Magnoliopsida, Asterales, Asteraceae.
CCAUGAUAACAAAUAUCCGUCGUUCAGUUUCUUUGUUCUUAUCAAACCUUUUCUUCUCCCAUCAAAAUCGUCUAGAAGCCCUAAAACCACCCCACCCCACCGAUCGAUUUUGCUAACGUCUAGCCCUAAAACCACCCCCACCCCACCGAUCGACCGAUCGAUUUUGCUAACGUUCAUCGCCACCGCCAUCCAAUCCACCGCCUCCACUCUCUCCAUACCUUUACUCCUGUUGCUAUAAUUCCUUCUGUUCUUUUUCCUCUUUCCUUCAUCGCCACUGCCAUUCAAUCCACCGCCUCAUACUGUCUCCAUCUGAUCAUGAUGACGCAACCCGAACGAAAUAGAAGAAGGAUUUGGUAAAGGGUGGCUUGGAUUUGUAACCGGUCGGUAGUAACGAAAACGCACCGUAGCAGCAACGGCCGCCGCUGGAGGGGGUCUGCCAUUGCUCUCCAGUUAGGUGUCGCGAACAGUGAAGAAGAAGGGGGUGUUCGGUGGGUUUGCUUCCACAGUGGUUCAACGUGAACGGGGUUCGAUCAGUGGGAACAAAAGGUUUCCGAUGGGGCCAAAGAGAAGGAAACCGUGUGUGUAUUUAUUUUUACAUCUAUCUAUGUUCAUCUUUACCUGCAUACGAGAACAGAUUGGAAGUAGGUUAAAUUGGAGCAGAAACUAUGCAGCCAAAAACUUCCUUAACCAUUUCCUGUCAGUCUGUUUUUAUAAGCCUUCGUCCAUGUUUCUCUGUAUCUCUUUUAAGUUCUGGAAAUUGUACACAUAGGAGAAAAGAGGACCGGUAUCUCCACCUUCUCUUCCCGUUGCCGCCAUACUAAUAACAUUAGACAUUAAUAAUGUGUAAAUGAGACAACUUUGAUGAGAUGUCAACUUUUUUCCCGGAUGGUUCCUUACUAGACUUGGUUAUAUCCUAUGCCCGCCAACCGUUUGUUAAAAUGCUUGGAAAACAACACUAUGAUUUUGGCAUGAAUCAGAUUCUGAAAAGGGCCGCAUCCAUGGAGCUGUGUGGUGGUGUUUCCUUUGAAUAAGUUGCAGAAAAUGACAAUGUUGAAAGAGAUUAUAAUGCAUUAUGCAGCUGAAAGAAGUUACACGCAUCUGUUAAGAAGAACGCAGUUAGAAAAGGAAAGCAAACAAAGUCAAGUCCAUGUAAAGCAUCAUAUGAGAAAAAAAAGGAAUGUAUGAACUCGGCUUUCCAUCGAUGGUUUUGCUAUCCUAAGACUACUCUAAAUCCCUAUUAGUUCAUGUACACCUCAAUUUCUUCAAUUUCAUGAAGAGACAGGGGAAGUAAGAGAGCAUCAUGAGGAAGGAGGUAGCAAGAAGAUCUGGAAUUCAAACUCUCGGGACCUCCAAAGCAUUAGUUCAACAGGAUGAGGAUGAACAGAGUAUCUUGGCCAUUUUGCUGUGAAAAUCAUGUAAAAAGGCAACAAUUGAAGAAAACUCAGAAGUCGGCUUCAUAUUCUGUCUUUUGCAUUAAAAAAAAAUACUAUGAAACCGAUAUGUUUCACAUUUUAACAUAUCAAGGACCGUGUGCGUGCAGAAACUUAGAAGACAACCAUUUUACAGCAUCAGAGUUAUAUACAAGGCAUAGAAGAAAAGACGUUGAAUUCGGUGGUAGUUUUCACAAAGGUCGUGGGGAGCAUUUGAAGGUUAAACGACAAAUAGGAAUGCUGAAAAGUCGUAUCCGCCCAUGUGAUAUCACAAUAAAUAUUGGCAAUGCUUGCAUGAUUGGGGACAAUCCUUCGGAUGAUGCAAGACAUCCAUGUUUUUCAAUUUUGACAAGGAUAGGUGUUUUUAGAGGAAGAGAGAACUGCUCAGAUUAUCAUGUUUAUCGGGGCAGGUAGCAGAGUUUAUGUUGUCCGGAUUAAACGCAAUGAGCUUCUAUAUGCAGGAAUCCAGCACAAUCCGACUUUCGAGUUAUACCCGAUUAUAAAGCCUUGGCCCUUUCGAGGGUGGGCAAGGAGCUACGUUUUUUUUUAUUUAUCUAGCGUAAGUAGAACUAACAUAAGUGCAAUCUUCCGAGAAGAGAAGAAUGUUACCGAUCUAAAUAUUAUGCUCCUAAGCUUUUCAAGGUAAGAAAAUUUGUUAUAAUUCUAAUAGUGUGAAUCUGGUCAUUAAAUCUCCGUAUAGGGAGAUUGUUGUGCGAAUGUACAUUUUUAUUUUUUAUUCUUAUUUUUAUAGCAUACUGCAACACUUUGAUAUAUUUUCUUAUUAACACAUUGUCCUGUGGA